AUGACGUUUGUUUUUCUUCAACCCUACGCCAAGGCUAUCUGUCCUGAUCUCUUCCAUCCUUCACAUCAAAAGUACGGACAAGAUUCCGUGAUACACUUGAAGCAGCAGUGCUUGCAAGAUAGUGGCAGCCUGGUACACGCCCUCCGCGGUCACGAUAGUCUAUUCAAGGCUCACAGUAAUGUCCUAUGUCGGCCUUUGGCCAUACAAUCAUUCUUGGUGCAGGCCCCCAACAAUGAUAGUGGACUAUUUGGCAAGAAGUUACGAGCAACCAAAGAGGGAAUCCAGACACACAGCUCGGCUAGAGCGACGUCUACAUUGAAGUUUGGCGGCUCAGUUCAAAUUCUGCAUCAAGCAUACAGCCGAGCUUUCAAGGCUCACGGUAAUGUCCUACGCCGGCCUCUGGGCUAUACAAUCACUGUGAGUAACAGCCCACUGCCGCACAAUCCUCGCCAUUCCCGGGGAGCGCAUCGAAUAACAAGCAUAUUAACCAGCAGCAUGGCAGUGCUUUCGCAAUGGCUGCAGCGCGUAAGCGACAAAGCACCGGCUCCGAAGCGCAAGCCAAGUAUAGGGAGAAAAUUGCAUGAUGAGAUCAUGAAGAGUUCCCUUGGACUCACCGGGCUCACGGUAAUGUCCUACGCCGGCCUUUGGCUGUCCAGAGUGGCUUACUGCGACACAACCUUCAUCAUUCUUGAGGAGCACAUCAAGUGCAACAACGCAUCGUCUCCCAAACGCAAGCCCAGUAUGGGAAGAAAGCUGCAUGAUGAGAUCAUGAAGAGUUUUCUUGGGCCUAUCGGGCUCACGAUGCGCCAGGCUGUCGACCAAUUGAUUGCCCGGUUGGAUGAGAAGAAGAAGGCCAUUUUCAACGUUGUCGAUACGUAUGAGAAAAAUGGACAAGAUUCUGUGCAACACUUGAAGCAGCAAUGUUUGCAAGAUAGUGACGGACCGUCCAACACGUCACGGUAA
Molecule: messenger RNA, 963 nt
Organism: Trichoderma harzianum CBS 226.95
Lineage: Eukaryota; Fungi; Ascomycota; Sordariomycetes; Hypocreales; Hypocreaceae
Exons: 6
Coding region: 1-963 (320 amino acids)
Source: RefSeq, a predicted model, not a curated record